This is a messenger RNA of Closterium sp. Naga37s-1, 2385 nucleotides long. The record is from the annotation of a GenBank genome assembly. Lineage: Eukaryota; Viridiplantae; Streptophyta; Zygnematophyceae; Desmidiales; Closteriaceae.
AUGACUCCUGGAGAAUCCGCUCAAGGCUCUGCAGGGACGCCGCCAGCGACCAUAGGCAGGCCAGGGUCGCCGUGGGAAUUCUCUUCAUCGGCGGAAGCAACGCGGACGAGCGGGCACGGUGAGACGACACGGCGAGAUCACGCGGAGCAGGAAGAGGACGCGGCGGUUCAUACUGAGCCCACGGCAGCCCGCCACCAGCGCCUACGAAGCCCAUUCCCGCAGGCAGCGGCCGAUCUGAGCGCGCCGGGGAUCCGAAUGGAUUGUGAGGCAGGAGCGCGGAGAGAGGGACGACGGGAGCAGCGCGAGGAGCUGGGGGUGACGCCGACCCCGCACGUGAGCGACGAAGCUCCUUCUCCACGUCAUCAAGCCUAUCCAGAAGACGGCGCUCCAUUGCGGACGGCGCUGGACGCGCUUUUCCCCCGCGACCAUAACCUCCCCGCCGCCCGCGACGCCCCUGACCACUUGCGUCCGAACGCACAGGCGACUGCUGGCGAGACGAGCCCAGCUGACGCUGGCGUUCAGGGGAACGGACCACGCGACGAGGAGAGUCGAGCCGUGGACGCUUCGAGGGACGUGGCGAACGCGGAGGCGAUCGAGGACGGGACGACUGGCGUACGGGCGAACGGUGACGAGAAUGAGGGCGAGCGGGCGAACGGUGGCGGUGUGACCUGCGAUCACGCGAACGACUCCGUGACGCCACGCGACGAGGCGAACGCGGCGACCGCGGGCCAGCGUGAAGACCUUCCCUGCGGCUCUCCCGCCUAUCGCCGCGAAUCACAGAUGAACGUCGGCGAGGGGAAUGCUCCUGGUGCGCCACACCCACUCCGCCGUAGCGCUCGGCGGACGCCGCGUGAGCAGGCUCCGGCUGAGGCAGGGACCGGCCCCCGCGCGAGGUCAGAGCGCGCUGCUGAUCUUCGAAACGACGGCGGAUCCGAUCCGCAGACGCCGGCGGCGCGACAGGCACGCUCGCGGCAGGGCGCGCAGGAGGAAGCGGGCGGGGAGCUGGAUCGCUCUCCGCGGUUCGCCCCAAGGCAGGAGCUUCAAGGGAACUCAUCGGUACGUCGGGAAGAGGGCGUGCGGACACUCAGCGGCCGACAAGUCGGCGGAAGAACAGCAGGCCGCGGAAGGAGAGCUGCGGGACGCGGGGGGAGAGCACGUGGGGGUGGACCGGAAAACGUGUACCAGCAGGCGGGGAGGCGGGCUUUAAACGAGAUGAGCGGUGAUAAUGAAACCUCCACUUCAGACAGUAGCUUUGUAGCAGCCGAGUCCACUGACUCGACUUCCAGCUCUGAGUCCUUGGACGACGAGCAGCUUCAGACUCCUGCUCGAGCGGGCAGAGCAGCAGCAGCAGCAUCUCACAUGGCGGGGGGAGCUGCAGCAGUGAGAUCCAUUAGGAGGGGUCCCCCAACACCAACCCGAGCCGCAUCAGGCAACAUUGCCCUGCGCGCCAAGCACCCACCUGCGCCCGCCUCCCCACCUGACUGGAACUUUCCAGAACCUGACCCUCACCUAUCGGCACCGUUUGCUGUCUUCUCCAAGUUCGGCGUGGCAGUCCCUGGCGGGGCGGAGGCGAUUAUCCACAUCACACGCACGUACCUCACGGUGAACACAGGAGCUUUGGUCCUACAGGCUGAUCUGGCGAACGCAUUUAACAGCGUUAACCGCGACGCCAUCAUCACAUCUCUUCGGGACUCCUCUCUCGCUUCACUUUUACCGUUAGUUAAACUGCUGUACGGCCUUCCUUCGGCUCUAUGUCUGGACGCUGGCUUCUCACACCCACCUCUGCUGAGCGAGACCGGGGUGCGGCAGGGAGAUCCCCUCGGCCCGUUGCUGUUCGCUGCCGCCAUACACCCAGCGCUGACGAAAACGGCGCUCAGCUUCCCCUCCGUGGUCUGUCUAGCCUAUGCGGACGACGUAACUUUUCUUGGGGAUGCAGCCAUGUGCGCGGCGGCAUUUGAGGACUUCACAGGAAACCUCGGGGAGAUCGGGCUGCGCCACAACCCAGCCAAGUGCGCGGCCUGGUCUCAGGCUGGCCAGCAGGGAGCAGCGCUUCCAGUGGGCGUACCUUUCACAGAAGAUGGGGUGAAGGUGCUUGGCAGCUUCAUCGGUGGCAGCGACGCAACCGCCGCGUUCCUACGUGCCAGCCUCGACACCAUGGGAGUGCCGCUGCCCUUAAUCGCGCGGAUGGAGCCGCAGCUGGCUUCCCUCCUGCUCUCACGGUGCAUCUCACGGCGGAUCGCUUACGUCGCCCGCACCACGCCGCUUUCGGCCCUGCCAGUCGAGGAGUGGUCAGACUGGGGUAAAAAGCUGUUUGAGACGUUGCUGACUGCCUGCGGCAUUCGCCACCCACGGGGGGAGGCCGAGAUUUCACGUACCUGGGCGUAA